Messenger RNA from Alosa sapidissima (American shad), 2818 nucleotides. Its product is annotated as chymotrypsin-like elastase family member 2A. Gene Ontology annotation, molecular function: serine-type endopeptidase activity. Gene Ontology annotation, biological process: proteolysis. The coding region runs from base 1844 to 2656 and encodes 270 amino acids. The record is from RefSeq and is a predicted model, not a curated record. Lineage: Eukaryota; Metazoa; Chordata; Actinopteri; Clupeiformes; Clupeidae. The transcript has 7 exons.
AGACCAUUUUAAUUUAAAACAUUUUAAAAACAAAGUACCGGUUCAGGCACCGUUUUAAAAGUAUCGAUUUAGCACCGGUAUCGGAAUGUUCCACCCAGUACACUCCAUCACCACCUGGCAGUCCACACCUGUAUUGCUUUGAUAAUGUCAGCAGUAAAGUGCUACAGUGAAGUGCAAAUAAAGUGCCAAAGUUCUGAACCCUGUCUCUGACCUGUUUAAGGGGACACUCAGAAGUAGGGCAGGCUCUUAUCUGGACCGCAUAAUGGAGGGGCCAGGGGUUAGUUAAUGGUUACUUAGGCGGCCAUAUUUUUGAGUCUUACUUACCUACUUAGUCUUACAUUAUGAUACCCAGAAUUUAUUGAACCAUAGUGCUACUUCAGAUAGUCAAUAGCUAUACUGCUUUGUGCAAGGGUUUAAUUUAUGUCUAUAUGAAGUCUGACUAUCUAACUAUAAGCCAUAGUCAAAGUCUCAUUUAGUGAAACCGGCCCCAGGUCCUGAUAGGGUGACAUGGUCUGACUGGGCUGCUGAGAAAUCCUGCAGCAGAAAACACCUGGGUUACGCACAUGGCCUACCUAGGCGAUCAGCGCACACUCACACACACUCACGUCUGUUAAACAAAAUGAAAAACACAAAAUUAGCAUUUGAAGGUCUUCCCAGACACUAACCAAAAACAAACACACUCAUAUUGAAAGUAGACGUUUCAGCAGCAAAUACCAAAGCCCACGCCAUGGUCAAUCAGUGCCUGACAUUUGUUUUAGUAUAUCUGCUCAAACGGACUAAGGAUGAAACAUUUUACACAAAGUUAAAAGUAACUGGGAUACCAAAAGAACAAAACACACGACAGAUGUCAGAAAUCAUGAUAGAGACAUUAACACACUGAUUGAAGUCCACAAAUGUUGUUUAUAAAGCAACAAUAACAAAAAAAAACUUGUAGCAGUAUGAAAUAGCGACCCAACCGAGUUAUAACAAAGCUGUGAAGUAGGUUGCAGUUUUCAGGAGAUGCCAUGUUUGAGCUUCUCAGAGAGAGAAAACAAACAAGGAACAGAAAGAAAUAAAAACCUCCAGCUCCACUGAACAAUGACGACAACAAUAACAAUCCAUAGUGAGUGGUUCAGUGGAAUAUAAACUAUGAUACAAGUACAUUUGUGGGACUACAAUAUCAAACAUAUAAACUGUUAGUAUAUAUGUGGGGCUACAGUAUCAAACAUAUAAACUGUUAGUAUAUAUGUGGGGCUACAAUAUCAAACGUAUAAAUUGUUCGUAAACUUGUGGGGCUACAAUAUCAAACGUAUAAACUGUUAGGAUGUUUUUCAGAGGCGUGUAGUGGGAAAGGCUUUGCCUUCAGCAGGUGUUCUAGGUGUCCUCAGAGGGGGUUAAUCUUCCACUUGCCGGCGUGAAAGCUGUGUGAGUGGACACUGUGUGUAGAACCGGACACACACACAGGAUCGGUGUUAGACUCUUCAGGAGUGUGUCUGUACCAUGCUGAAGUUAGUGUUUCUCGCAGCUCUUUUGACGGAAGGUAAGGUCCACACACACACACGGUGUUUGGGUCUGAUACAAUGUCUGUAAAGACUCCAGGAAAACUUGGCUAGCUUCAUACACUUAAAUAAAACCAUCUGCUGAAUCCCUGAGCUCUGAAACAAUGUGUGUUGCUUAUCAUUCAUCUAGUACAAGCUAUUCACUGCUGUUCUGAACAUGAUGUCAACAAUUUUAAAAAUAUUCUACAGUGUGUUUGAUGUGUGUGUGUGUGUGUGUGUGUGUGUGUGUGUGAUGUGUAUUAAUGUGUUUGUGUGUGCGCGUGUGUAUGUGUGUGUGUGUGUGGUGUCUGUAUGUAUGAUGUGUGAUGUGUAUUAAUGUGUGUGUGUGUGUGUGUGCGUGUGCGUGUGUAGCCUACGGUUGUGGGCUGCCCACAUUCCCCCCUGUGGUGACGAGGGUGGUGGGAGGAGUGGAUGCCAGAGCCCACAGCUGGCCCUGGCAGAUCUCUCUGCAAUACACCAGAAAUGGCAACUGGUACCACACCUGUGGAGGAACCCUCAUCUCUGCUGACUGGGUCCUCACUGCUGCCCACUGCAUCAGCAGCAGCAGCAACACCUACCGUGUGGCCCUGGGGAAACACGAUCUGACAGUGACCGAGGAGGCCGCUCAGUUCAUCAACGCCGCCAAGAUCAUCGAACACGAGAACUACAACAUCCUCCUCAGCCGUAACGACAUUGCUCUGAUCAAGCUGCAGACCCCUGUGACCGUUUCUCACACCAUCAUGCCCGCCUGUCUGCCCGAUGCUGGACACGUCCUCGACCACGACUUCCCCUGCUACGUCACCGGCUGGGGACGCCUGUGGACGGACGGUCCCGGUGCUGAUGUCCUGCAGCAGGCUCUGCUCCCGGUGGUGGACCACGCCACCUGCUCCCAGUCCGACUGGUGGUCAGUGCUGGCCACUGAUGACAUGGUGUGUGCAGGGGGGGACGGACAAGUGGCUGGCUGCAACGGUGACUCAGGGGGACCUCUGAACUGCCAGAGUCCAGAUGGAUCAUGGGAAGUCCAUGGCGUUGUGAGCUUCGGGUCGGGAACAGGCUGCAACGUCCACCAGAAACCCACAGUCUUCAUGCAGGUCAGCUCCUACAUCGACUGGAUCAACGCGACUGUGGCCAACAACUGAAGCAGAGGGCAGCAAUGGAGACUGGACUAUACAACGGCAAACCUGCAGCUAACACACACACACACACACACACACUUCUGCCAACAUACUGGAUAAAAUAAAUCCUAAUCAGAUGAAUUAUGUUAGAAUGCAAGAAACUAUGUAAUGGAACUUGAAAUAAAG